This is a messenger RNA of Anopheles funestus (African malaria mosquito), 13424 nucleotides long. RefSeq lists its product as uncharacterized. The record is from RefSeq and is a predicted model, not a curated record. NCBI's taxonomy places the organism in Eukaryota, Metazoa, Arthropoda, Insecta, Diptera, Culicidae. The transcript is spliced from 6 exons. The coding region runs from base 605 to 11155 and encodes 3516 amino acids. Gene Ontology annotation, cellular component: nucleus. Gene Ontology annotation, molecular function: ATP-dependent chromatin remodeler activity; ATP hydrolysis activity; ATP binding.
GAGAUGGAGAAAGCAAUGAAAACGCCGUUCCGUUUUAAUGGCUGCCGUGAGAAGGUGUAGAAUGAAAAACGAUUAAAUUUUACUGAAAUAAUGCCAAAAAGAGGUGCUAGGUUAGGAAAACCGGAAGAAAAACUGUUCAACUAAUUGCCUCACACAGUGUACGAGUGUUUUUCUAGCUGCGCUAGCACCCAUAAGCAGGUAAAAUCGUUCUCGGAAAAGUGUCCAAGUUUUACUGUGUGUCUGUUCAGUUUUCUAAAAAAAAUCCUUCUGUGGUGCGUGUGCUGGUUGUACAAGCUCCAAGAAUCAGCGACGAUGGCCAGCUUCGGAAUUGUGCUGACAUUUAAUUAUGCUUGUGGUGCAUUCUAAAAGAUGAACAAAAUACCUGUAGGACUAACAGAAAAUCCGACCGUCACUAUAUCGUGAAUCAAAGGUUCAGAAGUGCUAUGUGUUUUUGUGUGUAAUGAAUCAUGUGUGUGUGCUACAUGGUCAAACGUAAGCGCUACGGGACUUACUAAUCGAAGAUGGAUGUGCUCUGAGUGACGGUUAGAGCAUUCGACUUUCAAUCGAAGUAUCAAUUCCCUCGGUCGCUGGAGCGCUCCCCAUCAUGGAUAUGAACGAGACUCACCACCCACAACCGAUCAAAUCGGCGGAUGGGAUGGGAGGUCGUGUUCCCAACACCGCAACGGGACCAUCCAGCGGGACGACUUUGUCAACCACGGCGGCAACCGCAGCUGCGGCCGCCGCCGCCGCAGCAGCAUCCACUGUGUAUCACCAUCAGCAAUACUCACAAACUCCCCCUCCACAUAAUCUAGCGUCCGGUUAUGCUGCUGCCAUGAUGGACCAUCAUCACCAUCAUCAGAUGAAGGAUCCUUAUUAUCACCAUCACCAUGGUAGACACUACACAGAUCCGUACGCUGCGAUACAUCAUGAACAUGGGGGCGGUGCGUAUCAUACAACUCCUCAAGGGCCCCCACCGCCUCCACCACCGGCUCUGGGAUCAAUGCAUUCACAGCAUUCUUUUCCGCAUCACCACCAUCAUCCGCAUCAAAAUGCUUAUGGACAUUCGUAUCAUCACCAGCCAUCAGUGAUCUAUCCCGGAACACAAACAUCAGCCGGAAUGCAUCAUCAUAGUCAUCCUAUCCAUCAUCCGAGUCAGUCAUCAACGAUUGGACAAUACGCCAACAGCCAAGCCCAACAGUAUCCGGGAUACGAACCAAUUACUAGAACACCCGUUGAAUUAUCACCGAGUGGACACUAUGCUGGACAUUCCACGACCGCACAUCAUCAUAACGUUCCAUUUUGUACUGGUGAAGUAGCCUAUCGGGACGAUAAAGACCACAGUGGCUUGGGACUGUACGGGCCUGGAAGUGAACGUUCUCCAAUGACUGGUAUAUGUAAUACGAAUGUACCUAGUAGCUCGUUAGUAAAUCCCACAUCGACUGUUAUUCCUCCUGGUGCCAAUUCUGGCAGUGUUGGUGGUGGUAAUAGUGGGAAGCGAAAGAUUGAAAUUCUUGACAAUAUAUUGAUAAAGAAAUCAAAAAACACACCAUCUGACGGAGGACUAACCAAAAGCAAUGUGCAUAGUAACCACACCAAUGCAUGUGGUCAACCUUCCGGACCGGCUCUCGGUGAUAGUACGCAUCCAUCUGCAGGAGACAGCGCCAAGUCCUCCUUUCAGAUAUCAAAUAUACUGGAUGACAAAAACGCCAAACAGUCAUUGAAUACUACUGUAACCUUUUCAACAUCAGACGGUGCGAACAUGGCAACACAACAUCAUAUGCAUAUUGCCGGGCAUACCGAACGUGCAAAGAAAGACAAUGAGUCGAGUCAUUACCAUCAUAUUAAUACUGGUGGUAGUACGAGUAGAAAAUCAACGAAAGCAUCGAAGAGUGCAGACUUUUCUAAAACUGAUCGUGCUGGUACAUCAACAAAUGCUUUGUCAUGUCCUAUUUCACCUGAAGCAGCGUCUGAACAGCAACAACAAACAGCCACGAACACGACACAGCACAUGGACUUCGAUAUAUCUGAGAAAUUAAAAGAGAUGGGAGAAAUCAGUGUUAAACCGGUAUCUAAAACAGAGGCUGGUACUAAAUCUCGUACCAGCGAAUUAGAGUGCAACGAAGAGAUUUCACUGGAAAUAACCAAAAAGGAUGCAGCCUUGCGUAAGGUUACGAAUCUACGUAAGAACAUUAAGGAGGUGAUGGACGACAAUCAGCUAGAUGCAUCAACCUUGGCGGCUCAGCGACAAGAGCUGGAACGAUUGGCACGUGUCCAAGAGCAGCAACGAAUCAUUCGCGAAGUUCAGCGUCAGCUCGCUCUAGAGCGACAAACGAAUAAAACCGAACAGAAGGUGAUGCAAUUUUUGCAGGGCCAUGCUUCGAUUCUAAAAUCCCAGCAGCCAAGCACAUCCAGUACUAUAGCGACUGCUUCAGGAAGUGGCAUUACCACCACGACUCCAAUACGUGUUGGGUACGUUAAGAAUCCGUUCGAAACUCGGGGUCGGCCUCCGAAAAAUCGCCAACUAUUGACUUCUAACGCUACUACUUCAUUACUCACAACACCUUCGUCCUUAUCUUCUGCAUCUGCGACAACUAAUUUGACUCCGUCUGUAAGCAUUGCUCCAGUGAAGGCAUCUUCAUUAGUUUCAUCGCUAGUGGGGACAAGUGUCUCGUCAGCGAUACCAGCGUGUGCAUCAUCCCCUACAGUAAUUCCGGUACGUACGUUGGAAGAAAUGGUGGAUAGUGAGGAAGAGCUGGAACCCGAAGAUGAGGCUGAGGACGAGGAUGAAGAUAGUGAGGGCGAAGUGAUAGCUUUGCCGGAGAAAAAGGAAAUAGUGACAAUCGACAGUUCGUCUGACGAUGAUUGUAUCGUGCUAUCGGAUGAUGAUGAAGAGCCGGAAGAUGAAUCGGACGAUGAUCCGCAGAAUAGUGGUCUCCACGUAAACGACACUUAUAAUGUACCGGAUGAGCAGGGACGUGUUGUCAUUAACGUAGGACAUGCCGAUGGAGAAGACGACAUAUUCCUUGCGCCACAAAUUGCACGCAUUAUCAAGCCACAUCAGAUUGGUGGUGUACGUUUUCUGUUCGAUAAUAUCAUCGAAUCGAUCGAACGGUACGAUUCGUCAACAGGCUUCGGGUGCAUUUUGGCUCAUUCGAUGGGUCUUGGUAAAACGCUACAGUUAGUUUGUUUCUGUGAUAUAUUUUUAAGGCACACCAGCUCGAAAACGAUACUGAUCAUCAUGCCUAUCAACACACUACAAAAUUGGCUGAACGAGUUUAACACCUGGCUACCAGAGGAUGUUGAAAACAGCUCACUACGAAACCACGGUGAUGUGCGUGCUCGCAAUUUUCGAAUACACAUCCUAAACGAUAGUCACAAGACGCUCAAGGCACGCUCGAAAGUCGUACUGGAGUGGGCCAAAAAUGGUGGCGUGCUUCUUAUUGGUUACGAGAUGUAUCGACUGCUAAGCCAGAAAAAGAUGACAAAGAAGAAGAAAAAGAAAAAGGGAGCCAUAUUGGAGGAGGAAAAAGAGUCGACUGAAGAACAACGUAAUAUGUUCGACGACAUACACGAGGCGCUUGUGAAACCGGGUCCGGAUCUUGUAGUGUGUGAUGAGGGUCAUCGUAUAAAAAAUUCCCAUGCAAGCAUCUCGGUAGCCUUAAAGCAGAUCAAAUCAAAACGGCGUGUGGUGCUAACAGGUUAUCCACUACAAAACAACUUGCUGGAGUAUUGGUGCAUGGUAGAUUUUGUACGGCCAAACUAUCUUGGCACGAAGACGGAGUUUAGUAACAUGUUUGAACGCCCAAUUCAAAAUGGGCAAUGCAUUGACUCGACUCCACAAGACAUCAAACUGAUGCGAUACCGGGCGCACGUACUUCAUUCUUUAUUGCUCGGUUUUGUUCAACGGCGAUCACAUUCAGUGUUGCAAACUUCGCUACCACAGAAAGAAGAGUAUGUUCUGUUGAUACGUAUGACCGAGUUUCAACGUAAGCUCUAUAGUGUGUUUAUGAACGAGGUCGUACGGACUAAGACUGUUCCGAAUCCACUUAAGGCUUUUGCAGUAUGUUGUAAGAUCUGGAAUCAUCCGGAUGUGCUAUACAAUUUCCUCAAGCAAAGUGAGCGAGAUUUAGACUUAGAACUUGAAGAAUCAGAACCGGCUCCCAUACCGGGAGAUGGAAAGCCAGGAGAAAUUCCAUCAACAGGAAUCACGCCUGCAACAUCAGGUUCUGUCACUCCAAUGGAGAUCGAUAAUGGUGGAGUUGUUGGUAGUGUUGGUAAUGAAACUAAAGCGAACACGAUGGAAGUACCACCGACAGUUUCGAUCCUAACAUCUUGUAUUACUAAGGCAGGCCGUAAAAAUGCGGCAAUAGCAAAGCCGGCUAAACCGCUUGCAUUAAAGAAAGAUGGUACUCCGCGGAAACCACGCACUUCUAAAAAGGCGGCAUUGAACAACAAGUCACAAGUUGUGGGAAAAGAUGGAAAAAUCGUGCCAGCAGCCACUAUUAGCCCCAGCAAUAUACAUAAGGAUCCAAAUCCUGUAUCAAUUGACACGACAGGGUCACCAACUGUUGUUUCACUUCCAAAGAUAGAGGCUGCGGCGUCCGAUUUCGGUAACGAUGAAAGAUUAGUGAAGCAAGAAGCAGAUGGACACAUGUACCCACAGCAACCAAGUGUAUCACAAUAUCCUGCCGCUUCCGGUAUUGGGGCUUAUCCUUAUCAAGUUUAUCCUGGGGCGGAUCCUAUGGAACCAAAUCACACUUACGGAAUUUAUAGUCAGGGCAUGAAUAACAUGAUAAGAUCUGAUCAAGCUAAUGUCUAUGGCAACACGUAUGAUAGUACUAGUGUUAGAGGACAGUAUAGUGGCAAUAACAGUUUACCUGUGUCAGGUACAACGAACCCAUACAACAAUAGUUAUGGCAGUAAUUACUAUAGGAAUGAUUACACCAAUUCAUACAGUCAACCUCCUGGGUAUGGAAAUGGCGCAACAGCGACGUCCGGAACUACGGGAUAUGAACAGAGUCAGUAUUCUUACGGGACAAAUUCGGCUGAAGGAAUACAAAAUCUCCAAUAUCCCAACAAUGAGUCGGCAACACAAAACUCACAACCAAACAAUCAUUGGAGUGAUAGCAGUAACGCGAAUAAUAGUAUUACUUACUACGAUCAACAACAACAGCAGCCACCCGUUAAUAACGAUACCAGCGAUAGAGCAAGUUCGGCUUAUCCAGGAUAUAGUACAACCUAUGAUACAUCUAAUGGUAAUGAAACACAAAUAGAUGAUGAUCACAACGAUAGGUCUGGUUUGUACGCUUAUCCGAGUACAGAACAGCAAUCUACAUCCACAACAGUUGAUGUUUCUUCGCAACCAUUAACAUCUUAUGAAGAUUAUAACUCUUUUGAAAAAUUGCCUGAAAAUGGAUUACAGAAAUGGAAUGAGGAACAGUCGAGCAAUGGUAAUGAAACGUCUGUUGCAGCUAACACUGAACUAUCUCAAAGCCAAAGCUCAAAGUCAAAGGCUAAUAAUAAAGAAGUUAUUCCUGAACCCUCGCCUUCCACAGACACAAUAAUAACUUCGACAGAAUCUACACUAGAAACGGUUAAAUGUAAUCCUGAUACAGGUACUGUAACACAAGAACAAGCUAAUGCUCAGUACGCGAAUCAACCAUCACUGGAAGACCUCAAAGAUCCUGUCAAGCCUGAUCUAUCCGGGGAAAAGCCAACGGAAACAGUUGAUAUGCAUACGAAAGAGAUCCGCAAGUUGAAAGUUGAUCAUGACAUUAAGCAGGAAUUCAAAAAAGAAAUAGAUACGGAAGCGGAUAUCAAACAAAAUAAUCAGAUAAAACAAGAAAGUGGGGUAAUCAUAAAGAGCGAAAUUAAAAUGGAAGAAAAUAAUGGAAUAGUACCAAGCGAUGCGUGUUCAAAAAUGUUUAAUAAAUCUGAGAAUGAUUUAAAGGGAGUAAAAUCGCACGAAUUACCAGAGGAUAUAAAAUCGAUCAAAAAAGAGGAUGUAGCAAAAAGCAUCGAAAUUGAGGAAGAGAGUGAAAAAGCAUCUAUCGAUUGUACUCCUAGUUUAUUGGACAAGAAAGUGACUGAGAUGGUGAUCGACAAAAAUCCAACAGAAAAUGAGCCAGAUCUGAAGGAAUACAAUAAAACACAAGUCCAAAUUUCAGAAGAAGGAAGAAAGGAAAAAGAGAAAGAUGUAAAGAUAGUUUUAAAAACUGCCAAUGACAAGGAAACUCCGAAAGAUGAUUCAUUAAUCGUGGAAGAAAACGUGAAAGAAGAAAAAAGUGAAUCUUCUGCAGUCGGAAAAGACCAGUCAACUACACCAUCGUCCUACGCGACCACGACACCUUUGAACUCUUUAACGACGAAUACUGCUGGAAGUACCAAGGAAGGUAAAGGAAAAGAUCCAAAGGACGAAAUACCAUACGAAUGGGCGUUCGAGCUGAUGAAAGGAUACAUUCCGGAUUUGCUAGAAAAUUCUCCUAAAAUGGAGAUUUUUUUUUGCAUACUAGAGGAAAGCAUUCGUUUGGGCGACCGAUUACUUGUGUUCAGUCAAAGUCUACUAACGUUAAAUUUGAUCGAGCGUUUUCUGCAACGUAACAAGAUUCCUGGUACUGAGAACCAUUGGUCUAAAAAUAGCAGCUACUUUCGACUGGAUGGUUCGACGGUGGCUCAGGAACGAGAGAAGUUGAUCAACGAGUUUAACUCCAAUCCAAAUGUUCACUUGUUCCUUGUGUCAACUCGCGCUGGUUCGCUGGGUAUAAAUCUGGUCGGUGCAAAUCGAGUAGUAGUAUUUGAUGCCAGUUGGAAUCCCUGUCACGAUACGCAGGCCGUGUGCCGUGUAUAUCGCUAUGGUCAGAAAAAGCCAUGUUUUGUUUAUCGGCUGGUAAUGGAUAACUGUCUUGAGAAGAAGAUUUAUGAUCGACAGAUUAACAAGCAGGGCAUGUCGGAUCGUAUCGUGGAUGAAUGUAAUCCAGACGCACAUCUAUCUAUGAAGGAGAUUACCAGCCUUUGUUACGACGAUGGCGAGGACGGUGAAUUGAAGGAUUUUAGUGAUGAGAAAGAUAAAUUCAUUGACAUCGUCAUGCAACAUCUGUUGGAGACACAUUCGAAAAAGCUGACGAAAGCACCGUUUGCACAUGAGAGCUUACUAAUAGACCGGAAAGAAAAGAAACUGUCGUCAGCAGAAAAGCGCCAGGCACAGCGAGGAUACGAACUGGAAAAACAGGCAGCAACUAAGCCGCAAUACUCGUAUACAUCCAUGGGCACUACUUAUCGUGCGAUACGUACAUCUGAUGGAUCCAUCAUCCAUCGUCCUGUUGCUUCGGUACGUCCAAUGCAGGCUGGGGAUACUAACAAAACGAAUGUAGCAGGAUCACGUCCUACCCGUUGGAUACCGGCUGAAGUGUGGCAACGUCAAGGCAUGACAGCUCAAGAGAUGACCCUUCCAAUUGAUGUUGUGAUUCCUACCAGCUCCGCAGACAAAUCGAAUAUUGUACUAAAGGCAGGUCAAAAAGUAAUGGUGCUUAAAUCACCGAAGGGUAUCUACAUGCAACUGGAAAGCGGUAAAAUUAUUGCUAUCCGAACGGCGUUCAAAGUGGGCCAAAGUAAAGAUGCACCCUCAGCAAAAGGAGGUAUCAUUACUACCACACCGACAUCAGCGAACGUUCGUAAAACGUCAAAUCUAUCGUUCAGCUCGGCGAAAGCUUCUUCAACUCUGUUAGUAUCGAAGAAUGGCGCCGGAACUAGUGGUAGUAAUACGGGUGAUUUUUCUGAGGGAAACUCAUUGAGCAUAGCGUCUAAUUCGGAUGACGACGAAAAAUCUGAUUCCAGCAUUCUUCCACUCACUAUUAACGAUGAUGGCGAUAGCGAAAAAGAAACGAUGAGUGUAGAUGACUAUCCGGAUAAACCCGUGUCCAGAAAAGACACCGACGUGGAACACAUCGUAAGCGACAGGACGACGGACACAAUGAUGAGUAGUACGAGCAGCACAAGUAAUAGCAGUGGGAUAACAGUACCAGUACCCACGACAACGUCGACUACUGCGUCAUCUUUUACGAAUGCAUCUCCCGCGAAAAGAGCUAACGCACAAACAAGUGAAUCGCUUGACAAAUUCCCAAUAAUACAGUCUGCUUACUCUCUGGCUCCGCAGGCACAGAGUCUUGUUUCUCAUCGUUCUAGUUCGGGCGGGCUACCAUUAUAUGCUUCCCCAUCAACGACGGUGCAGUCAACGGCUUCUGUCACCAUUGAUGAUGAUUUUCCCCCGAUGAGAGAAAAGCUGACGUAUAAACCAAACCUAGUCGAGCGUAAAACAAAAGCAUCACCUUCGUCGUUGAAGAAUUAUCGGCAUAAGGCAAGCAAGGUUCAUGAAAUCAAUGCGACGAACACAACAGUCGCACCAACACCGAUGAGCACCGAUGUUGUGGUUUCGGCUACCAAUGUUGCCACUACAAUGCUGGUUAGUCAUUCGAGCGGCUCAAAGAUGAAUCAUGAUAUACCGAGUUCUAAAGCGAAUGAGGUUACAAACAACAAUUCAGCCAAUGAUGCUGCAGUUGGAAUGUACAAUGUGGAAGCUAGUGUAGAUUCAAUCGGCGGCUUGUAUCAUCCUGCUACGAUGUUGAGCGAUAGUAAGGUGCCUGUUUGUCGUAGCAAUAAUAAUAUAACGGCGAAUUCGGAUGUUUUCGGCCAUGGAGUGGGAUCAGUUGGAUACUCGACGACGCCAACUCACGCAACUCAUUCCGAUAAUAAGUUACCCAUUACAAGAACCGCAACAUCUUCGUCGUCGGUAACGAUGACGGUUGGUUCCGAACAGUAUUUUCCAAGUCACCACACAAUUCCUAGCGUUCCUCCAACAAGCUACGGAGGGCCAACAAUACCAACGACAGGAUCGUUGAUCGAAAAGAAUCAGGGUCAACAGUCGACUACUGUUGAUCACAUUGGUUUCCCUUCUACUUCCAAUAACUCUGCGGCAAACAAUAGUACUAGUAAAGAACAUCCCCCUUGGAUGCCUUACGGUUCAUCUAUCGGAAGUUCAGGUCCUGGAUCUACGGGCAAUACCAUCACGUCUCAUUAUGGCCCGUUGUCCCAGCAACAACAACAAAUGCAUACGCAUGGCAAUUUGUCACAGCAGCCGCAACACGAUUGUCAAUCCAUAGGAAGUCAGAUGCAACACCGGUUACCACAUCAAACUACUCAUCCUCAACAUCUAGGCUUGCAUCAAAAUCAGACAGGUGGUGUUCAGUCUCUACCGCCACCGCCGCAAUACGAGUCUAGCUUAAAUUUUCUCGAAAAAACUACAUCUGCGCUGAUUAAUAAUCAAAAUCAGAGCGAAUUCCAAGCCUCCUUAAGCAACAUUACCCGGUCACCUACACCUACCGAUGGGUACAUCGACUACAAUCCGAAAACAGCCGUGGCAUCUACGAAGAAGGUAGGAGCUGGUAGUAAAAACAAAACACCGAAGGCACCCAAAAACGAUUACAAUGCUGCCAAGAAAGCCCUUAAUAAACGGAACAAUCCAUCACCCUACACACACAUCUCAUCAUCAUCCGCAUCGUCUUCUCCGUCCGCAUCGCCGGCAGUAACCCAAAAUGCCACUACCGCGCCAGUUUCAUCAACUGCUGUCCCUAGUAUAUAUCAUAGCUAUCAUACUGGAACAGGAACUGGACCAUCUCCGGCAAUUGCAUCAGUUCCACCUUCUGUUACGGCAGGUAUUCAUCCACCUUCUGGUCUGUACUGCGACCAAUACAGUCAACCAACCAAUCAACAUUCACAACAGUUGACAGGCGGAUAUGGGUCAAACAUCAUAAUAGGAACACCCCCUUCCACGAGUAGUUCGAAUAAUGGUCAUGUGCUAGCUUCGCAACCAGCAACCGUUGGUGGCUAUGGAAACACACUUCCUCCCGUAAUGCCAUUUACUGGCCCUUCAUACACAUCAACCAGUAAUAGCACUACAUCAACGACUACCGUUCGUUCAAACUAUUACCAAUUAAUGGGUGCCACGGAAAGUAGUAGCAUUCCUGCAGGAAUUAACUCUACUCCACAACCAACAACAAUGCUCUCAGCGGAAACGUCAGCAACGGCCUACUCACAACAUUCGACAACGGGAGUGCAGUCACAUCAUCGUCCGACUUCACCGUCAAACACCGUUGCACCACAUUAUUUACAACCACAUGUCGCGACUGGUUCAACGCCUUCCAGAAGCGGUAAUGCAAGAGGAUCGAUUGCUGCACAGCAGCAACAGCAUCUUACCCAUAAUAUGCAACAAUCUCAACAACAACAGCAGCAUCACAGCCAGUCACAACUGCACACGACACAUCAUCAGCAUUUACCACCGCAGCACACAACUCCGGUAUCUGCAGUACUUCCCGACUAUUCAAUCCAUGCGCAGUCAGCGAUUCCUUAUGCUUCGAUGGAAGCCACACCUACACCACCUAACACAGAUGUGGGAAAUAUUUCUUCAAAUGCUCUAUCUAACAAUGUGUAUCAUCAGCAGCACCAUCCGUCUCAUCAGCAACCCCUACAGCACGAACAGCAUCAGCACCUACAACACCCUGCUGUUGCUUCUACACCGGGAUGUUUUAUACAGUACUCCUCAACCCCAUCGUCUACUGCAGGAUACGGUGUCCCUGCAGUUGCUGUUGCAAGCCAAAAUGUUACGAGCACUAAUAAUACCGUCGGUUGUAUCGCAUCAACCUCCUCCGGGUCUACCGGUAGUGCCGCUAAUGGAUCCGCCUUCCAUCGUCCAGAAAGUGCGAUGGCGAUGGGCGGCACUGUGGCAUCUCCAAUUGUUGUUCCACCCGUAUCCACUUACGACACUCCGCCGACGUAUAUUCCUGAUGCAAACGCACCAACCGCUGCCUAUCAUCAGUAUCAUCAUGCACCAUACCAGUCGUCCCAGUACCAUCCUCAUCAGCCGCAGAGUUACUAUCCUCCACCACCCCCGCCACCAUCGUCGAGCUACUCCUACUAUCCAUCAUCGGCAGGACCGUAUGGACCUGGUCAACCACCACUAACCGGUCCCGGAAUAGUGCCAACGGAUUCACAGUACCACACAUAUCCACCACCCCCACCGGUGUCUGCGGCAGCUCCGGCUACAGCAAGCAACUACAACUAUCCACCGUACCCAACCCAACCAGGUGUUGGACAAUGGCAAUAAGAUAGAAAUAUUCGUUGUCAGCUCGUGGAUUUUGUUUUCACCGCGAACAUAUGUACAUAGAAAAGCAAAGCAUGCGUAUUUAAGUAUAAUUUGUACGAACAUGUCUAGUUAGUGUGCAUAUGUACAUAGGAUAUUACUAUAUUCGUAUCCUCGCACUUGUCGCAUGGAAACUUCAACCAUUCAGUAAUUAGACGACAAUUGUGCUGUUUAGUACGUCACUGUUACUAUCAAUUGCAAUUAAUUACAAAUGCUACAUGUUAAACCUUAUUGAUAGUACUAUAAAAUACUAUUUCUAAUACUACACACGUAUGAUAAUGAAUUGCGGAAUCAUCCUAUCGACUUAAAUGCAUAGCUUGACGGCACAUGUUCCUAUAGCGAUCAUCUGCAAAUCGCAUAUUGCGAUAAUACAAUAAAAAUGAAACCGACCAUAAUGCGAGACAGCCAAUAAAUCAAACAUCAGUUUUGCUUGUAAUUCGCAACAUUAUGAGAUAAAAAGUUUAAGCAGGCAUGUCCAAAACAACGUUGAUGCAACUUAACCCAACUUGAGUUGCUUAGGCAGCGUAUGCGAUUAGAGUAUUAUUUUCUUUGUAAAUGGUCGUUGUUUUCCGCGAACGAAGAGUAUCCAUACUCCGUGUUAGUAAUCUAUACUGUGUUUAUGGCUGUAAAGAUUGUCUCUAAUUAACAUUAACAUCCAACCAGAAAUUAGCUGUAGUCGUAAGCUUACACAGUAGAGUGCGAGAAGAAAAAAAGGAAACGCACACUCUAAUUAAAGAUAGUAUGUUUGUCACAUAUCAGCUAGAUUCAAUCUGACUGACAGUUUGGAAGUACUGUAAUUUAAAAUGUCGUACUGUGCAAUUAAAAAUGUUCCGUCGAGUAUUGUUAAUGGACGUUACGUUUGAAUUUUAUUUGGUUCAAAAUGAAGACGUUUCGGAUGCACUUUCCUCGCCUAGACAUAACAUGCAAUUCUCAUAUUAGGUCAUGAAAGUUUAAUGUUUCGAAUUGUGCUAGAAAGCGUUACUAGAACGUUUAGAUGUAGUGAUUCAUAGCGUUGUUGAGUAAAUCAAAUAUUGAACCUUUUGAACGAACCAGCUUUGAACUAAUGAACAAAAGCAUAAUUAGUUUGCUAUAAUUCUGUAACCUAGCUAUCACAGAGAGAUGAUCUUGUGGUAAUCUUCCAUAUAACAAAUACUGUAGCGAACAGGUAACGUUCAACACGCACGCUGCAACCAAAAUUAUAGCCUAAACAGGUAUGCUUAAAAAAACAUCAUGAACCGCUAAUGUAAGGACAUGCAUUAUGCCGUAUAUAUGGCGCUGAGUUUGAACAUUAUUCACAUGCUGUUGGAAAACAUAUUUUAAUUCCGAUAUUGCUAUUAAAAACAAUAAGCAGUAGGAACAUACUCUACAUCGGGUAUACUAAAUAAAAAAGUGAUAAGGCGAAAAGAUAAUGAAAUGAAUAGAAAACAAACAUUUACGUAUUGCUAAUGCUAGAACUACACUGCAUGAUGAAUUAAAAUAGACUAGAAUUGUCGGGAAAUAUAAUACAAUUAAAAUUAAUAGAAAACUAACUUAUUAAAAUACAUUUUUUAUGUUAGUAUUAUACAUAAUUGCAACCCAAUUACGGAAAAACUAUUUUUCGCAAGGAAGCGGAGAGUCGAGUAGGACAAAGAGAGGGUAUGAGGUGAUCUAAUAUUGAACAUCAAUUGAUAAAGAAGCACUGAAAUAUUUGCCCAACAAGCUUUCCAGCAACGAUGCAAAACGAAAGAUCAUUAUCUAAUGAUGAUAAAAUGAUUGUGUGUUGCUGUUUUGAGUUUAGCUAAAUUGAAUUGAAGAGAAAGCGAUAAUCCAAGUGGGACGCUGUUAGCUUCCGAAAAUAAUAUUCAAUUGUAAGAUACAAUACCCAUAUAUUGUGGAAACAGUGAGUCGCUCUAUGCUUACUUACAAUCAAGGAGAAAUUUUUGACGUAGCGUUGUAGGACGCUGAUUUAAUGGUAAAGGGAAUCUAGGCCCUUUUAGUGUAUCAUCUUUCGAUAGCCAAAUGAAACGCAAAGUCAAAAAAAGAUAUCCUGGACAUAAACCUCUUAUGCCGGACGCUUGAUUUUAAACGGUUCCACAAGUUCGUUCCUCAGGAGGAAGUAACACUAAUAUAGCAUAUGAAGCGUACGCCAACAUAAUACAGGAUAUUUGAAUUAAAAAAAGAAAAAUUAAUACUAUAUAGUGCGUGCGUUUGUUCGUUCGGUUGAGGAAUACAUCUAGAAAUCACCAUCAAGCAA